Molecule: messenger RNA, 1109 nt
Organism: Thunnus maccoyii (southern bluefin tuna)
Lineage: Eukaryota; Metazoa; Chordata; Actinopteri; Scombriformes; Scombridae
Gene: hemk2
Product: N-6 adenine-specific DNA methyltransferase 1
Exons: 6
Coding region: 262-918 (218 amino acids)
Biological process (GO): methylation
Cellular component (GO): eRF1 methyltransferase complex
Molecular function (GO): nucleic acid binding; S-adenosylmethionine-dependent methyltransferase activity; protein methyltransferase activity
Source: RefSeq, a predicted model, not a curated record
CACCGCGACGUAGGUUGUAUACAAGGAAGUAACUUGACUGUACAUCCAUGCUCUGUAUUAGCUUCGGUAGCUAACCUAUAUCCCUUAAUUGACAGUUGUGAUGAAGAAUAGUGACAACACUUGAACUACACCUCGAUUCAAGUGUUUAACAGUAAUGCUGCUACAAACACCUGACACUAACACUGCAAACAACACGUUACUUACUUAAUAAACGGAGACGAGCCGGGAGCACAUGCAAGCUGGCAGCUGAGUUAAGUUAACAUGUCCACAAGCUACCCCACUCCCAUUUACAGUCACGCUGGACGAGGAGACUUCAGAGAUGUGUACGAGCCGGCGGAGGACUCUUUCUUGUUAAUUGAUGCUCUGGAGAAAGACGCAGAGAGGCUGCAGCAGAUGAGCCCAUGUGUGUGUUUGGAGGUCGGCAGCGGCUCAGGAGUGGUGUCUGCUUUCCUGGCAUCCCUGGUUGGAUCUUCAGCUUCAUAUCUUUGCACUGAUGUGAAUCAUGCAGCAGCACAGUGCACAGCAAAGACAGCUUCCUGUAACAGUGUUUCACUACAGCCAGUCAUCACAGACCUGGUGGAGUGCCUCUUGCCCCGGCUAAGUGGAAAAGUGGACGUUCUCCUAUUCAACCCUCCCUAUGUGGUCACACCUUCAGAUGAGGUUGGGAGUACAGGCAUUGAAGCUGCCUGGGCUGGCGGGAAGCGAGGCCGAGAGGUGACUGACAGAUUUCUGCCUCUGGUGUCAAAGUUGCUGUCCAGUAAAGGGCUGUUUUACCUCAUUACCAUCGCUGAGAAUGAUCCAGAGGAGAUCCUCCAAUUACUGGGCAAACAUGGUUUGAGAGGAGAGUCGUGCUUGUCUACAAGAGCUGGAAAUGAAAGGCUGUCUGUCCUGCGCUUCCACAGGAGCCAACAAACGUGAACUCAACAAUAAAUCCUUUGAAAGGAUUGCAAGAACUGAAAAAGAAGUCAGUGGACAGGAUUUCUUUAAUCUAAUGGGGCACAGUCUUGGAUUUUGGAAGGACAAAUGUUCUCUAAUGAGGAAAACUGAAAGAUGUACACAUCAGACGAAUGAUGAACAUUUUCUGAUUAAAGCUCUGCAGGAGUGAAACA